This is a messenger RNA of Schizophyllum commune H4-8, 1374 nucleotides long. RefSeq lists its product as uncharacterized. The transcript has a single exon. The record is from RefSeq and is a predicted model, not a curated record. The annotation marks the transcript as partial. Lineage: Eukaryota; Fungi; Basidiomycota; Agaricomycetes; Agaricales; Schizophyllaceae.
UAUGCGAUCGAACUUGUCAUCUCGCGGUCAGCCGCCACCGCCCCAAGUGCAUGCGCCGCGACCGUCGGCGCCAGCAGCGCCGCCUCCUGUGCCAUUCAGCCCAGCUAGCGCGUACAGCGGCCUGCGCGGCAGCUCGAUGACGACGAAGGAGCAUCAGAUGGCCUUCAAGCAUUCGCCGUCGCUGGCAUUCCCGCCCCUUCCGCCUCUUGCGCCCACGACCUCGGCUGAGCCAACGACGCGUCCGGGCAGUGCGAUGUCGCGGCGGUCGGCGCGGUCGUUACGCUCGCAGCGUGAAGCAGACGCGGACAGGGACCGCGCGAGGCAAGACGCAGAGGACCAUGCGCGGCUGGCGAGCGAGCUGCACCGCCCGAGCUCGCGCGGCUCGGCGUACGGGCACUACGACCCAUCCACGUACGUUGACCCGGCACUCGUGCGGUCGACGGAGGACUUGACGCUGCCGGCGCAAGCUGCGACGCCGCGUUCGCGGGCUGCUGAGGUGUCGGCGACGCCGCGAUCCAGGCAGCGCGCGUUGUCGCGGUCGAGGGAUGAGCUGCGGAGCCCAAGGUCUCAGCCGCCAGCAGACCCACCGCCUUCGUCGCGCGCGUCGGAGGCGCCGUCGCAGGGGAGGAGCCAGGGGACGUCGGACGACUACGGUGCGGAGACAGAUGCGAACACGCGCGCAAAUGCAGCAAUGAGGGCGUCUUCCCUGCGGUCGCGCGGCGGCGACUCAACGAGGGGUGGUACGGGCCCAGGCGAUGCAUAUCGUGGACCGCCUCCUCCGCAGCAGCCCAGCGCGGGUAUGCCCUACGCUGGGGGCGCGCAGCCGUACGGAGCGCCGCUUGGCUAUCGUGCUCCUCCGGCCUCGCAUGCAUAUGGGCAGCCAAGGGCACCUCCUGUGUAUCCCUACGCAGCAGCUGCGCCACCUGCCGGGUAUGCCCAGCCUCCUCAUCCUCCGGCGAGUCCGUACGCCCCUCCCGCGGUCCCAGGCGGGAUGCCUAAUGGCGCUGGCCCCGGUGGCGGCGUUUAUGGUCCCCCUCCCGUGCAGAACGGCAGGACAAGCCCCUUCAUCCCUGAGCGGCCACCGUCGCGGUCAAGCUCGCCGACCCCGGUGCCCGUUCCUCCGCCUCAGCCCCAAGGCCCGCGUCGCGAGCGCUCGCAAACUUCGUACACGGAUUUGGACUACGCAGAGUAAGGUGUUGAUCUCAAUGCUCGGAAAAUGUACAUACUAGGACCCUUUUCUCCUUUUUCACGCCCUGUUCACGACCCAUUAUGUAUUCUGAUGUGCAGCUGUCGAUCUGCUGUUUGUACGAUUUGUGUGCUGUGAAUGCUCUGCUUGUACUACAUAUUUCUCUAUCGAUCUUAUUUGUUCCUUUU